Actinia tenebrosa (Australian red waratah sea anemone) is the source of this 1019-nucleotide messenger RNA. RefSeq lists its product as uncharacterized. The record is from RefSeq and is a predicted model, not a curated record. Lineage: Eukaryota; Metazoa; Cnidaria; Anthozoa; Actiniaria; Actiniidae.
GUUAGAUUUGGAGAAAAUCACGCGAACAUUUCAURCUCUCAGUUUUGUUUAUCGCUUUUGCGCACUCRACUACAUUGUAAUGUUGUGAUUCACACAUUAUCACCACUAACCCUCUUUACUCCUUGCAGUUACAGGAAUAGUAAUCAUCUACAUGCAAAUAAAUGUCCAAGCAGGAAGAUACAAAUAUCUUUGGUAUACAGAAGGCUCAUUUAGCAGCCCAAAUUACCCCGGGCCAUACCCAGGUGACCUUCAUUAUACAUGGUUCAUGCCAUAUACUUCUAAAGAGCUGCRGCUUGAAUUYGUAGAACUGGAUCUUUAUAAAUGUUUCGUACAGGAGAGGUACAGAGUUUGUAACGACUUCGAUAAUGUGUACAUCAAAGGCAAAUCCUACUGCAACUGGAAUAGACCUAGUAAGCCAAUUAUUUUCUUACCCUGGACACAACAAAGUGUUGUUUUUACCUCCUCUUAUUCAAGWUCGGACUGUAAGGGGCGAGGCUUCAAAGUGAAGUAUAGACCAGUUGACCAAUGGAAUGAAACUUCUACCCUUUGGCCGAUACCAAGAACGAUGAUGAUGACAACGACGACGACUGAAACAAGUUCCGAGUGGUCAGGUAAAACACCCGAUCGCGACAUACAUUGUCUUGUUAUUAAUGACAGUAAAGCCAUGCAUCGUGUACAUUUUCAAUCAUAUUCUCCGAGAGCUUUAUUAGUGCCUUUUGGGCAUCAUCAAAAACGAAAAAAAAAAAGAAAAAAAAUCCAAAUGCAAUGCAUUCCCAAGAGGAUGACUGAAAUAGCAAAAGAACAGGCGGCAACGUGGUUGAUAUAACAAGCCGGGCUAAUGUCAGAUAUUUUUUUGUUAAAUUCAACUAAGAUGGCGGCUAYUGAAUUCGACCAACAAUUCAGGAUGUCUUGCAUAUUGCAGUCAGACAUUCAAUAGCUCAAUGUCACGUGACAUUACGUCAGUGAGAAAGCUAAAAUCUGAAGUAUUCAUCACUAAAACCGUUUGUUCAAUAUUUUGU